Messenger RNA from Scatophagus argus, 1861 nucleotides. RefSeq names its product mid1-interacting protein 1-B-like. The coding region runs from base 506 to 997 and encodes 163 amino acids. NCBI's taxonomy places the organism in Eukaryota, Metazoa, Chordata, Actinopteri, Scatophagidae. Gene Ontology annotation, cellular component: cytosol. The transcript is spliced from 2 exons. The record is from RefSeq and is a predicted model, not a curated record. Gene Ontology annotation, biological process: regulation of lipid biosynthetic process.
CGGUCCGCUCGGUCAGGCCUCGCCCUGUUCGUCUCCCCGUCUGCCUCAUCGGAACAGAAUGUGGGAAGAGGUGAUGUAAUGUCACUCAUUCUUUCACCGGAAGACCAAACAAAGUUCAUGGGCACCGGACAGCACACUGCAUGGUCAUCUGGGUCCGGUUACAACUGCAGUGGGAGAACUUGCCAAACAGGUUGUAGGACCGCCUUUAAAGCACGAAUCCACCUGCAUCCAUAGACGUUAUAAAUGCGCGCAGUUCCGCCUGAGAACAAGAAGCAACCAGAAGGGCACAAACACUCAGCCAAGGGACAAACUAACGCACCAGCGCGGCUCGCCUGACUCACAGGACAGCCAAUCCCAGCAUUACAGGCGAGCAGACGCUUCCUUAAGCCGAUCAGCCCGGAAUUAAAGCAGGGCAGUCACUGAGGAAAACCAACCGAGACAAGAGACUCGGGUCUUCGCUUUCAUUUCUGUUCAGAAGAAGAAACAAAAAACAAGUCUCGUCAAGAUGAUGAUGCAGCUCCAAGAAACCCCCAACCAGAAAAACUCCCUCUUCAACGCCAUGAACCGCUUCAUCGGCGCCGUCAACAACAUGGACCAGACCAUCAUGGUGCCCAGCCUGCUGCGGGACGUCCCGCUAGAGGAAGACAGGGUGAUGGGCUCUUUGAAGUCGGACGAGGACGAGGGGGACAUGUACAGCUACUACCAGCUGCUCAAAUCCAUCCGCAGGGACAUCGAGUGGGGUGUCAGAUGUGCUGCGGCGGACGAGAGGCGCAAAGAGAGCAUGAAGAUUACCCGCACGAACUCGUCCGCAUCCACCUCCUCUUCCGCAUCACUGUCAUCCGAGGAUGACGACGAGGAGGAAGACGAGGAUUUGGAGAAGCAGUUCCAGUACCACCUGACCGGGCUGCAAGGGGUGCUGUCCAAGCUCACACAGCAGGCCAACUCUCUCACCAAGCGCUACAAAAAGGAGAUUGGGAUCGGAGGAUGGGGACAGUAAGCCCGUAAGGAUCCCAGACAAUCUGAAAGUGCAGAUGUUUUUUUUUUUUUUAUUUCAUUGGCUGGACUGACUUCUCUCAAUAGGCCUAUUUUUUUUAACUGCUGCUGCUACUACUGAUGAAAUUUACAGCCAAACGUUUGAAUUAUGGAGAAAAGGGCAGCUUGUUCCUCUCUUCAGGCCUACAUGGUGUCGGUCUACUCUGUGGUAUUGACUGUAGAUGUGUUGAUCCUGAGGAAAGCAUUUGUGUACUUAACACCUGACUUAUAUGUUUUGCACUCCACAGUGUUGUACACACAUUGCAUUCAGUUGUGAUACACAGAUGAAACAUAUUUAAACCAUUAUUUAAUGUCUUAUUUAUUACCUCACGCUGUACGUCUGAGAGCCAAAUGUUAUGUUAGAGAUGGAGAAAGGGUGACCUGCAUGAACUACAGGACCUGAUGUUUGAACCACCCCUCUGAGCAGGGCGAUACUGACAAGAGAUUUAGCUUCCUCUGUGUGAUUCUGAUGAUGUCAGUGUGUUCAGAUGUGUUUGUCUUUGUAUGACCAGUACUCCUUCAAAUCUCCUUCAAGUCUGUGUCUUUAAAUUGUGCUUGCAUGGAGGGAGGCAGAUGCUUACUGUAUGGCUGCCUAUGAUCUCCUAAUGUCCUACAUGGUCAGUGAACCAGAAUCAACUGAUAAUUCGUCUGCAUAGAGAGUAAUGAGGGUUACCAAGGGACGCUUUGUUGUUCCUGUCAUUUAUUUGCUAUUAUCAUGGUACUGAUGGAGACGCCCAUCUGUCAAGAGAAGCAAAUGCUUUUGUAUGCACCUUCUGUGCCAUUUUUGUACUGAUGUUUGUUUAUAAAAUAAAUGUUUAUAUUAACUUAC